Cladophialophora bantiana CBS 173.52 is the source of this 1065-nucleotide messenger RNA. RefSeq lists its product as uncharacterized. Gene Ontology annotation, biological process: reciprocal meiotic recombination. Gene Ontology annotation, molecular function: ubiquitin protein ligase activity. Lineage: Eukaryota; Fungi; Ascomycota; Eurotiomycetes; Chaetothyriales; Herpotrichiellaceae. The record is from RefSeq and is a predicted model, not a curated record. The coding region runs from base 1 to 1065 and encodes 354 amino acids. Gene Ontology annotation, cellular component: synaptonemal complex. The transcript has 3 exons.
AUGGACCAGCACCUCCGGUGCAACAGCCAACAUGGGGGCAGUUGUCGCACUGCGCUCACGACAGAAGCGAUCGUCACGACUUGCGCGCAUGUCCUCCUGAUGAUACACCUUGCCAUCAUUAUUCUGACCUCUUCCAGGCACAUCUUUUGCAUCCCCUGCGCCGAAAAGACUGGCUUAUCUACCGCACCUCGGAACCAGCGUCGCUGUCCGGUCUGCAAAACCGACCUACCAAAUGCCCAUGACGCCGUCCGCAAUCUGGUGAAUCCCCCCGAGGACUUCAAGACCAGCGUCCUCUGUGGCUUUGAUCCCGCAACUAUCGUGGAAUGUGCUCAGAGAGCGCUUUCGUUCUGGACAUACCAGAAUGCUCAGGAACAUGCAUAUCAGCAACACAUUGCCAGAAACCUGAUGCAGAGGUACCACCAGCUCAAUGCAGAAGUUGAAAGGAUUGUUAGUGAUGCCAAUACUCGAAUCCAAGCUCUAGAGACGCAAAAUCAGGACCUCACUGCUGAUCAACAAUCAAUGAACCAAAAAUAUGCCCAGCUUUUCGAUCAGUAUCAGGAAAAGAGCAAGAAGCAAGCACAGACCCAGAAGCUCUACGAUAUUCUGAAGCAGAAAGUCAUGUUGGAGAAAAUCCAACCUCUUGCUGAUGACGACGUGGCUCAGACGUUACAAUCCAUGGAUGCCUUACCCCAAACCAAGAAACAGCCCAUUAUGGCCUCAAGACGAGCGGUUUAUCCACCAGAGCCUCUCAACAUUCCACAAAGGUCAAUUCCUAACUACGGCCGACUGCAAGAAGGACCAGAACGACUCCAUCCUCAUCAGAGGUCCGGGAGCAGUGUUGGCGGCAGCGAGCAGAGAGGCAUGCUGCCACCGGAGAGACCGGGGAUAUCUAGAAUACGUACGUGGCCCAAGGUGACCGGCCUGUUUCUACUAACCCGUCACAGCAAAUCUUGUGACCACUUCAGGAACGCCUCUGCAACGAGUAACCUUACCGGCUCACUCUCGUCUGGGUGUCCACCAAGCCGGCGUUCCAGCGACAGGGUCGCGUUCUCAGCUUCCGGCUAG